UUCAGCAAUGCUGCUUUGCUUUCUUUCCACACCUCUGAAGACAUGGAGCCUCGUCUGGUGCUGAAGGCCGCGGGAUUCAUCUUUUUGGACACAGUGGGUAUCCCUGGGAACCUGACCAUCCUUCUCUUUUUUGCCCGCCUAUCUUAUUUCCAGGGGAAAUUGCAGACAAGUGAUGUGAUUAUUACCCAUCUCGCCUCUUUUAACCUGGUAGUCGUCUUGUUGCGAGGCAUUCCACAAGCCCUCACUGCUGUGGGCUAUAGAAACCUUUUCAACGACAAUGGCUGCAAAGCGGUUAUUUACAUUUAUCGUAUUUGUCGGGCCAUGUCGAUCUGCGUCACCUGCUUACUGAGCUGCUACCAGUGUGUGUUGGUUGGGCCUAGCACUGGAAAAUGGCUUCUUCUUAAAAAAAGACUUCCCCAAAGUGUACCAUACAUUGUCUUGUUCCUCUGUGCCCUAAAUUGUAUUGUUUGCACUGCUACUGCACAAUAUACCUUCGCCUACUUCAACUCCACAAUCCCUGAGUUUACUCUCAAUUUAGAAUUCUGCAUUGUGACAUAUCCUAGCUAUAUUUUCUAUUUGGGAAAUGGUGUGCUCUACAUAUUGAGGGACUUGUGCUUUGUAAUUCUUAUGGCUUUUGCUGCUGGCUAUAUCAUUAGCUUGCUGUAUCAUCAUGGGAAGCAAAUGAAAUCUAUGCAAACAUCUGAUCGAAACCAGAAAAAGACAGCUGAUGCCUCAAAAGCCGUGCUGGCUCUGGUCACAAUGUAUGUGAUCCUAUUCAGCCUUGACAACAUUGUGUGGAUUUACACGCUGUGUGUCUCACGGGUGCACCCCGCUGUUUCUGAUACGCGUGUCUUUCUUGCAUCCUGCUAUUCUGCUUUCAGUCCUAUCCUGAUAAUUGCAACUAAUAAGAGAUUUGCAAUCACGUUAUCAUGCACCCAGGCAAUACAGAAAGAGUCAAAACAGAUAGCAGGAACCACCACAACUCAAGUACACAAGUCAAAUGAAGAGUGAGGACAUUGGGCAUUGGUCUGUGAUGAAGACAACUGAAAAACAGCAAUUCCUCUCCAUCUACAGUAUAGAUUUAAAUUGAUACAGUUUUUUUGUAUUUAGGCAUAAAGGCUCCUGUUGAUUCUGAAAAUCAGUUCUUAAGUUUGUUGAGUUUUCAAAACUGUUAAGAAAACUGAAAAAAACAAAUGUUUUGCUUUAUACUUUAUCUAUCUGAAGGAAUACUAAUAGGCACUUAG
Molecule: messenger RNA, 1244 nt
Organism: Erpetoichthys calabaricus (reedfish)
Lineage: Eukaryota; Metazoa; Chordata; Cladistia; Polypteriformes; Polypteridae
Product: olfactory receptor class A-like protein 1
Exons: 1
Coding region: 43-1011 (322 amino acids)
Biological process (GO): G protein-coupled receptor signaling pathway
Cellular component (GO): membrane
Molecular function (GO): pheromone receptor activity
Source: RefSeq, a predicted model, not a curated record